Molecule: messenger RNA, 3909 nt
Organism: Lepus europaeus (European hare)
Lineage: Eukaryota; Metazoa; Chordata; Mammalia; Lagomorpha; Leporidae
Gene: LRRC53
Product: leucine rich repeat containing 53
Cellular component (GO): plasma membrane
Molecular function (GO): protein binding
Source: RefSeq, a predicted model, not a curated record
AUGACUCUCUCUAUGAGGCCCCAGAACUACAGCAUGGUCUUUGGCUUGUCUCUAGGAUAUUUGCAUCGAAUCAUUCAGGAAAUGACACUGAUCCUACCUUCAAAAUUUAUCCAGAAUCGGAAUGGUCAAGUACCUUGUGCAUGGUUCAUUCUUUAUGCCAUCACGCUGCGGUUGGUGUCAGCUUGUCCUGCGUCUUGUGUGGUAUGCACCAAAGAUGUAACCCUCUGGCACCAGCUAACCUAUAUAGUAGCAGCCCCUGUGACCUCCAGGGUUCGCAUCAUCACUGAUGGACAUCUCUCCUCUAUCGAGAGCACAAACCUGUCUCUCUUGUUCAAUCUGGCGCUGCUCUCGCUGAGCAGACACUAGAUCAAGGACGCUGGGGAAGAGGCCCUGCACGGGCUGACACAGUUGCGCACCUUACUGCUGGGACACACCCAGAUCUCCAGCUCUUCGUUCAGCGACCACACCUUCAGCGAGCUCCACAGCCUGCAGGUACUGGUGCUGAGCAACAAUGCCGUCCGCACCCUGUGGGGUUCCUGGUUCCGAUACACCAGGGGCCUGACCUGGCUCCAGCUGGACGGCAACCAGAUCACCAGUCUUGCCGACAGCUCCUUUGCAGGCAUACUCAUCCGCAGUCUCGGGCAUCUGCACUUGUCUAACAAUUUUAUUUCCUAUAUUGAGAGAGAGGCUUUCCGACCCCUGCCUCAACUGCAGGAAGUGGACCUUUCCCAAAAUAGGUUGGCCCACAUGCCUGAUGUUUUUAGUCCGCUGAAGCAGUUAAUCCUUCUGAGCUUAGAUAAGAACCAGUGGAGCGGCACUUGGGAUCUCUACCCCCUUGCUCGAUUUUUAAGAACCUACAUUUCCUCUUCCGCUCUUAUGCUCACGAAUGCCAGGGACCUAAAUUGCAAGGCACCGGCUGCAGCUAUGGCCACCACAAGGAGUCUGCUAAGGCUUUCCGAGACCAACUGUGACCCCAAAGCUGCCAACCUCACUCUGGUUCUGAAGGACAGAGGUUCCCUCCUCCCCGGGCAGGAUGUGGCCCUGCUGACCGUCCUUGGCUUUGCAGGAGCUGUUGGUCUCACUUGCCUAGGUUUAGUUGUAUUUAACUGGAAACUCCAACAAGGCAAAGCAAAUGAACACACAUCAGAAAACCUUUGUUGCAGAACCUUCGAUGAAUCCCUGUGUGCUCAUGAGGCAAGAAAUUACCACGCUAAGGGAUACUGUAACUGCCACUUAACUCAGGAAAGUGAGAUAAAGGUCAUGUCCGUUGUGGGGUCCAGAAAGGAAAUGCCACUUUUACAGGAAAAUAGCCAUCAAGCAACAUUGGCCUCGGAGUCCACAGCCCUUGACGGAUCAUUUAGAAACCUGAAAGGGAAGGACCAUGGGGCAGACAGCACUUUCUUUUGCCUGGAUAGCAGAUUGCUGCAGUCAGGAUGUUCAGAGCCUCCUGGGACUGUGGCAGCUUUUAAUGAAGCAGCCUUACUUACAAGAUGUUGUCCAAAGAGAGUUGAAAAUCUAAGGAAGUGUGAGACUGGAGAAAUCCAAACUGAAACCCUGCCACAGUGCCUAACAAGAGCAAUAGAUAUCAGCAGUGACACAUUUAGAAGAUAUGCAGCAUCCACUUCAGCUUUGGCAAGGGAAAGUCUUGAAAAGCAUUUAACAAAUGAAUCAUGGCAGCCUCCAAUAGAAAAAGAAGACAAUGGCUUACAACCUCACAGGCAGAGACAUUUUAUUACAAGCUCAUCAUCCAAGCCUUGUGUACAAAAGAUCUUACAAAAACAAAGAUCAAAAUAUGAUGAUCCUUAUGGACUGUUACAACACAGCAGGCCUAGGUACUUUCAAUCAAAUAGUCCUCUUAUCUGUAAAUAUGUGCCCUGUGAUCAAUUGCAAGAUUAUAUGAAAGAAAGGAAGAUAAAUCACAGAGAGCAUUCAAAGCCUGAGAAAGAGCAAAUCCAAAUUAACAAUGCAAUAGAAAAAUUUCUUUUGGGUGAAGACAACAGAGAUUUUCCAGGGCUAUCAACAAAAAUCAAGAAAAUGUAUUCACCAAAGAGGGUUAGCUUCCACAAUCCUGAUUUAGUAGAAAAAGACAUGUUGCUGGUAUCACCAAAAAGAUCAAACCAUUGGAAACUGCAGGAAAAUCAUAGUAACCAACUGACAAACUUGGAUCUCAAAAAAUGUAACAAUCCUAGGGAGAGAAACAAAGGAGGAAAAUGGUUUAUGGAUUCAGAGAUUCUGAAAAUGAAGAGAACUGGUCAAUCUGAUCUCAAAAGGAAAACUAAAGGACACAAUUUAAGGAUAAAAUUAAAUUUACAUCCUUUUAAAAAAGUCAGAGUUCAUCCAGAAAAAUGCCUGCCAGAAUUUCAAAAGAAACACAAACAUGCAUUGCUACCUUCUAAAAAAUUACCCAAAACUUCUGAGAAAAAAGCCAAAAUCAAUCUUACGUCUUCUGCAGAUUUUCCUCAAGAGCAAGAGAGGAACAAUCAUGUUAGACUCCCUUCAAAGUGGGUCCCUCUCAAACACGCCCCAAAGCAGACCUCAUACUGCAGAAGAAACACUAAAAGUGCCCCUGUGCUCGGUGCUAACACCAGGUCUUUAGAAGGCAGUUGUCACCCAGCUAGUCACAUACCCAACAGAAGUCUGUCAACAUUGCCUGAGUCUCCAACCACUGAUGCUGUGUGUAGGCACUCAAGUUCUCAGUUCUCAGCUGAGCAAAUGGAGGGUGCAACUCAGCUCACAUUAGAAGUUCCUGGUGAUUUACAAGCUACUUGGGAACAUAAAGGGAGUGAUGUUUUAUCAUCCCAGAAUUUCAGGAAGACUAUUGACCAAGGGGCAACAGAGCUCCCUGAGCACGUGGGGCAGAAUAAAUCAAACACCAGUGAGUUAAAGCAGUAUUCCUUGUCCCCAAGGAAUCAACCACAAGUUGCAGGUGUUUACAAGACUGAAACCUACCACGAGGAGUAUACAUUAGGUGAAAACCAAGUUUUACAACAGGAAAAGCAAAAUCCAAGUUAUGAGCAACACAGAAAUGAAGAAAAGACAUUAACAACUAAACCCAAGCUAUUACAUCAAAUUGUGGAAUGUUUCAAGAUGGAUAAGGAAGGAAAUGAUGUAGGGGAAAAACUUCCUAACACAGAAACUUGUGAUUCCUCUCUCAUUCCCCUGACACAGCCCAAGAACACCCUACCAUUUAUGAAGACAAAUUCUAUUCCGUUCCAAAAUAGCAUAGAACUUCCCGAGGAUAUCAGUACUUCUCUAAGUAGUCAAGCCAUUUGGCAUCUAGCCAACAGUAGUGAUAAAGGAACUGACAGCAUAAAUGCAUUGCCCAGAGAUGAUGGCAUUGAAGCACUAGAGACAAAAAUAGUAGGGAAAGAAGAGAAAAACAUGCUCUAUGAAAGCAAGACAAAUUCUAGUAUGUUAAUUCAGACCACAACAAUGACCUUAAAAAGCUCCACAAAAGGAAUGCUGCAAACUUGGGAAAAUGGAAAAAGUGAAAAACAUUUAUUGAGUAAUUCAAGUUCUGACAAGGAGGCCAUUGCAGCUAAAGAUUUGAGGAUGACAAGUUCCUGUGAAACCCAAAAUAGAACACCUCAUAGUGAAACUGAUCUCCACAUUAGCAGUAAUAUGCAUAAUUUCAACAUGCAAAAUAUUCAACCAGAUAACCGUGCACAGAAAGAAGGUGCAGUGACAGUGGGUGACACAUGCAGUGCUGUCCCUCUUACCAGAGUUAAAGGCAUACAUUUUGAGGCAGAGAAUGAGGUGCCUCUAAUUCCUAGCAGAAUAAAUGAAGCUGAAAACUCUGCUCCAAAACCUGUACUGUAUCCACCAUCUGGUGAAAAUGCUAAUAUGUCACCUUUAGAGGCAGAACAAAGUGAGCAAAAUCACUCAAAUAAUAAUUAUUUUCUACUUUAG